AUGAGGACGUUAAGUCUGCUGCUUCUCCUGUCCGGCCUCUCGUUGGGGGCCGUUGACGAGUAUACCGGCUGCUUGGAUGGUAUUGAAACAGCUGUUUCAGACCUCACCUUCAACGGGACUGCUUCUGCUAGCUACUAUGACAAGCUAUGCACCAACAGGCUCGUGAUGACAUCCAUGUGGGUGGCCGCCAAGGUCUAUUGCACUCCCAAGCAGAUCGAGGCUGGUGAGAACCAGUUUGCCGGAUACUGUGUGGAAUAUGGCGGCGUCAAGCUCAUCCCUUACUCCGAGAGCGACAUUGAAGACCUCACCGUCUUUAACACGUCCGUCCUGAUUUCCAGGUCUUUAUACAAGGCGGCGAAAGAUACUUACGUUAUUUUUGAUCUUGAAUACGUCCUCCUUCAAAGAUACGGGUGGGCUAUGUAUGGGUUCUGGGGUGGACUGCUGUUGAUUGGCAUGGCCAACCGCCUCGUCACCCACCUCUCUCAGUGUCGGCGCAUGAAGGCCCUGGUCGACGUUGAAGGGAGCAUGGCAUCCACAAGUUCGGAGAGAAGCCACUCAAGAAUCGUCGCAUUUGUCGAAUCAGCUCAUCAUUGGUUUAGGUCGAAUGUGAUCAUUCCUGCAGCAUUUGGCUCCCAUCACAAUCGUCCCUUAUUCUGGAAUACCAUCCCGACACGCAUGGAGACGAUCGUUGUGGUCGCGUUCUGGUUCAUGACUUUCAUCUUGUGCUGCGUGGGGUACCAUAUCUUCUGGCCUAACCUCUACUAUACAGAACCCCAGCAAGCCUGGCGUUAUAUUUCGGAUCGCACUGGCAUCCUCUGCUACGCCAUGCUGCCCUGGCUGUGGAUGUUUUCCGGAAGGAACAACGUAUUCUUGUGGCUAACUGGUUGGAGGUUUGCAACCUUCAAUAUCUUCCACAGGCACAUCGCUCGAUGCGCCACCGUGCUGGCGAUUGUUCAUUCAAUUGGAUGGUCUGUCUUGGAGGCUGGCUUUGGCUAUUUCGCCGAAUCAUGGAAAGAGCAGUUCUGGUACAUGGGAGGGACGGCGACAAUUGCAAUGAACUUGAUCGUACUCUUCUCGUUCAUGUGGUUCCGCGUGAAGUCGUAUGAAGUCUUCCUGCUUAUCCACAUUGCACUCUCUGUGGUGGUCAUUGUUGGCUUGUUUUAUCACACUGCAAUAUUCGACGGAGAGUACAACGUCUAUCUGUGGCCGCUAGUGGCCAUUUGGAGCUUCGAUCGCGCGGCUCGUUUAGCUCGGUGGGCAUACUGCAACCUUCACAUCAGGUGGUCACACUCUGUUGUUGGUUCCAAGGCCUCCGCCACUUACGACAAAGACGGCGACUUCAUCAGACUCGAGAUCGUGCCUGGGUCUAACACGCUUAAACCGGGACCUGGCCAGUACUAUUUCUUGUACCAGCCGCUGAAGUGGAAGGGGUGGGAGAACCACCCGUUCACGUUGGGUGCCUAUGAGACCGUUGGGAGUGGUGACCAGACGACAAGUGCGGCGAAAGAAGGCGGUGUUGAGAGUCGUAACGAUCCGCAGACAUUCGUGGGCAAGGAUAUCGAGGUUGUCGCCGCAGGCUCAUCCUCUCCCUCGUCCUCAGAUAUAACCCCGGACCCAUCGCAGCAUAAACUCGCGAUCUUCCAGGACGCGGUCGGCCGGCAGAGACUCACCUUCCUCAUCCGCCCGUUUGGCAGCUGGACCAGACGUCUACGUGAUCAAUGCCUCAAGUCACCCACUGGAGUCGUCACGCCGCGCAUGUUUAUUGAAGGGCCCUACGGCGAACGCAGCCCCUUGCACGCAUACGAGAACGUCGUCUUCAUCGUCGGCGGCACAGGAAUCAGCGGCGCGAUACCAUAUCUGCAAGACCACAUUAAGCGGACAAGCAACGAUGCAAAGGCGUCGCGCACGGACGGGAAACAGACGACGCGCACGAGAAACGUAACGCUGGUGUGGGCGGCCAAGCAGGCCGGCAUGAUCCGCAACGUCGCGGCGCACGAACUGAAGCCCAUGCUUGGGCGCGAGGAUAUCCAUGUCCACCUACAUGCUACCGCCCGCGAGGGAGCGCCGCAGGGCAGCAGCAGCCUGGGGUCCCAGGAUGAGGGCGAAAUGGUCGCCGACGCCGGAAAGGAUGAUCUCAAGAGCAGCACCCCGGCCACCAGCAUCGUCAGCAACGGCGUCGCCAUCACGUCCGGCCGGCCCAACAUCCUCGCGACGGUCCUCAACGUCGUCGAUGACGUGCACAGUACCGCUGGAGGGGGGAUUGCCAUCCUCACCUGCGGCCCGGGCGGCAUGGCCGACGAGGCGAGGGUCGCGAUGCACACGGCGCUGAAGCAAGGGAAGCGCGGAGUCGAGUACAUUGAAGAGAGUUUCGGGUAA
Cladophialophora psammophila CBS 110553 is the source of this 2376-nucleotide messenger RNA. RefSeq lists its product as uncharacterized. Gene Ontology annotation, molecular function: ferric-chelate reductase activity. Gene Ontology annotation, cellular component: plasma membrane. The transcript has 8 exons. Gene Ontology annotation, biological process: iron ion transport; copper ion import; intracellular iron ion homeostasis. The record is from RefSeq and is a predicted model, not a curated record. Lineage: Eukaryota; Fungi; Ascomycota; Eurotiomycetes; Chaetothyriales; Herpotrichiellaceae. The coding region runs from base 1 to 2376 and encodes 791 amino acids.